Molecule: messenger RNA, 1430 nt
Organism: Aricia agestis (brown argus)
Lineage: Eukaryota; Metazoa; Arthropoda; Insecta; Lepidoptera; Lycaenidae
Product: lysophospholipid acyltransferase 7-like
Exons: 7
Coding region: 40-1398 (452 amino acids)
Biological process (GO): phosphatidylinositol biosynthetic process; lipid modification
Cellular component (GO): mitochondria-associated endoplasmic reticulum membrane contact site; membrane
Molecular function (GO): lysophospholipid acyltransferase activity
Source: RefSeq, a predicted model, not a curated record
UUUAAUAAAAGUACAAAAUUACAUUGUUUAUGUAAAAAUAUGUCCUUAACAUCGUUUGUAUGCUACUAUGGGUCGUUGUUGAUGUGUAUAUCACUUGGGAGCCAUUACAAGAAUAUUGCUGGCAGUGAAACGAGACGGAAUUUCGGGACUGGACUGGGGGUGUUGAUAACUUUUCUGAUAUGUGGUCAGUAUAUCUACCAUACACUGAUGAUGGUUUGGGUGAAUAUCCUUAUCAUAAAAUGCUGCGAUAGAAGUAACAUUCACCUGCUAAGUCUGCUUUACACCUGGAGUCAUCUGUUGUACUUGCACUACCAAGUGCCAGAUAUUUACAUCAUCUGGUUGCACCAAAUGCAAGCUUUGAAACUUGUCGGCUUGGCGUUUGAAAUCAACGCGAAUACCAUCUAUAGCAGAGCCAAAGAGAACGUUAUAUAUUUUAGAAUUGACGCCAAUGAGCCUAUAUGUGAAGCGCCCAGUACUUCAGAUAUUGUAGCUUAUUCAUUCUGUUUCAUUGGACUGCAUAAAGGUCCGUACUUCAGAUGGAAAAUCUAUUCAGACCAUUUUGAACAACCUUUCAGUAAACUAUCUCAGUGCUGGGAUAUUACUGAACUCAAGAUAACGAAGGCUUGCAUUUUCAUGCUCAUUUAUCUACUGAUGAGGUCCAAAUAUUCCACACAGCUAUAUCAAAGUCCUGCGUUUUAUACAAAAUACGGAAUGGACUUUCGUUUCCUAUACAACAUUCCUCUAAGUAUAAUGUACGUGUUGCGGUACGAGGCGGCCGCGUUUCUCGUCACGAGCGUCUGCACUGAGACGGGGUUUGGCGUCUACCCGCAAAAGAGUUUACCCAUACCCGGCCAUGGACCAAUGGAGAGUACUGAUAUUUUACCCGCAAUAGACAAAGACGAAAUAGAAGAGGAGUUUAGCUUCGCUUCGUUGAAAUGUUUUUCGAACAAGAAGGUCUUGGUCGGGCCACGGAUGAAAGACACGAUUCGCGGCUGGGACAUGCCGACUCGAUACUGGUUCUGGGCUAACAUUUACAAGGGACUCAUUAGGUCUAACAAGGAAAUAAGAAGUGCGAUGUCGUUUAUGGCAUGGACGAUCUGGUGCGGGCCGACGCUGCCCAACUGCAUACUGUCCAGCACACUGUGGGUGUACUUACAGCUGGAAGCAGAAUACAUGAGCCUGUACGAUACACAGGGAUCUAUGAAAGUACCAUGGGACAUCGGAUUCUCCAUCAUGCGCCUUUUCUGUCUGAUCUACAUCACACCGUGUCUAGUUCUAGACGACACUAGAACUGUCCUGCGCUACUACAACUCUAUAUUUUGGGUGUACCAUAUUAUUUUACUUGUGUUGAUGGGCGUGUCUGUAGUGGUACAUAAAGUUAAACGGGUCCAUUCGUAAUGUUUUGCAUGUUUGUGUUGUGUUAUAUUUAA